UCCACCAUCAUCAUCAUCAUACUGUCGUUAAAUAUUUUAAACAAAGAACGUUUCCACUGAUGAUGAUGAUGAUGUUAUACACACAAAUGAUACUUUUAUCAUCAUUGCAACAAUCAGUGAUGGCAUCAAUAAUCGAAAAUAAUGAACAACAACAACAACAACAAUCGCUACAAUCAUCAUCAUCAUCAUCUCAACAACUGCAAUUACUAUCACCGAUAUUUAUUGAUGAACCACCAGCAAGAAUGUUGUUUUCCAAUUCUACAGGUACAGUUAUAUCAUGUUCAGCUACAUCAUCAAUAUCACCAGUGAAAAUAUGGUGGAUCAAUGCAGAUAAUCAAGCAAUUGUUCAGGAAAUAACCGGUAUACGUUAUGUACGUCCAAAUGGACAAUUAGUAUUUCCGCCCUUUGCCUUGGAUCAAUAUCGACAAGAUGUCCAUUCAACGACAUAUCGAUGUAUGGCAAGUAAUACAUUUGCAACGAUUAGAAGUCGAGAUUGUCAACUAAGGGCGGUGGUACAUCAAUCAUUCAAACUACAAGUUUAUGAUGAAUUUGUGAUCAAAGAAAAUAUGGCCAUCAUGCGUUGUCAUAUACCAUCAAUUGUACGCGAUUAUGUACGUAUUGUUGCAUGGCUUCGUGAUGAUCAUAUAUUGGUUACAGCCAGCCAUAAUCCACAUGCUGGCCGUUAUACACUAUUAUCGACUGGUGAAUUGCUCAUUCAUAAUACAACAUUUCAAGAUUCUGGAUUUUAUCGUUGCCAGAUUAGACAUCAAUUAACCGAUGAAUUACGUACUAGUGAUGAAUCUGGACGUCUUAUUGUUACCGAACCACAUAACGGUGUUGCACCAAGAAUAUGGACACACACAACAGUGAUUUGUGAUUUAAACACCAUUUGUGAAUUAGUAUGCAUCGCUCAAUCAUGGCCAUUAUCAUCAUAUAGAUGGUACCGUGAAACGGAAACUGGUGUUUAUAUGGCUGCCAAUCUAUAUGAUGUCGAUAUUGAUGAUGGUGGUGGUGGCGGCAAUACCGGUAACGGUUAUCGAAUGAUAUUCCGUCCAACAACAGCUUCACAUAAUGGUCAAUGGAUUUGUAUGGCAAAUAAUUCAUUGGCCGAAGAAAAGGCAGUGAUUCGUGUACAGGUACGAUCACCUUUACAGGUAAUGAUUGAACCAAGACAACAAAUACAAGUGGAUGCAGGUCGUCCAAUUACAUUCAAUUGUACGGCAAUCGGUGGUCCACCUAAUCGUCAACCAUCAUGGUAUUUUAAUGGUAAAAAUAUGCUCAAUAUUUUUCGUGAACAUGUCCGUGAUCAACGUAUUCGGUUGAUUGAACCAAAUAUACUACAUAUAUCAGCUGUACGACGACAAGAUGUUGGUGCAUAUCAAUGUGUGAUACAAUCAGAACAGGAUGAAUCACAAUCAAUUGUUGAAUUAAAAUUAGGUGAUGUAGCACCAAUGUUAUUGGAAACAUUCUCCGAAAGACAAGUGGUUGAAUCAAAUGCGGCUAUUUCGAUACGUUGUGUUGUGAUUGGAACACCAUUGCCACAGAUACGUUGGUAUCUAGAUGGUCAUCCAAUACCACCAAAUCUAUCAAGAUUUCGUACCGGUGAUCAUGUUACAAAUGAAGGAAAGGUUGUCAGUUUUGUUAAUAUCACUAAUAUUCGGGUGAUCGAUGGUGGCCAAUAUACAUGUGUAGCUGAAAAUGAAGUUGGUAGAGCAUCAUUCGAUGGUUUAGUAUUAGUGAAUGGUGGUCCGAAUCUUCGUACAUCAUUCUGGAAUCAUCAACGUCAUCAUAAUGUAAGCGUUGUAGCUAAUAUGGAUGCUAUAAUACGUUGUCCAAUUAUUGGUUAUCCAUUGGAAUCAAUUCAAUGGGAACAUAAUAAUAACAUUCUACCGGUAAACCAUCGACAAUCAAUUGAACCAAUUAUUGAUGGUUAUGGUGGUAUAUUGCGUAUUGAAUCGGCACAUUCAUUUCAAGAUUCUGGUGAUUAUAUCUGUACAGUACGUAUGGCCAACACAGCAACCGCCACUGCUACCGGAAUCGAUCAAUCAGGAAAUCAUCGUUCACAACAACAGCAUUCUACAUUACUGAAAGGAAAUGUGCAAUUAAAUGUACAUUAUGCACCGAAAAUUGAUAGGCAUAGUUUACCUGGUCAUUUGAAAACAAAACAAGGUGAUCGUAUAAAAUUAAUGUGUUCUGUCAUUGAAGGUGAUCAACCAAUUGAAAUUGAAUGGUUUCGUGGUAUGGCGAUGAUGAUGAAAGCAGUAAGACCAUCGGAUCAGAUUUCCAUACAGAAUGGUGAUGAAUAUUCAUUAUUAACAUUUAAAAAUGUAGCCAUUACCGAUUCAGAUAAAUGGACAUGUCGUGCACGUAAUGCAUAUGCAAGUGAUAAUAGUACAAUUGAAAUCAUUGUAAAUGUACCGCCAAAAUGGAUACAUGAACCAAAAAAUGUACAGGUCAUAUUGGGACGCAGUUUAACCAUUAAUUGUCAGGCCGAAGGUUAUCCAAAACCAAAAAUUGUAUGGAAAAAAGCUAUGACCACUAUAUCUACUUCGAAUGUCAUCAAUAACGAAUUGAUAAACACUAAUAAUUUUGAUCAACAACUACAACAACAACAUAAAACUAACAAUGAUUUUCGUGAUAUACUUUCAAGUUAUCGUUAUCAAGUAUUUAGUAAUGGUUCCUUAUAUCUUCAAGAAACAGAAAUUACCGAUACAGGUUUAUACAUGUGUCAGAUAAGUAACGGUAUUGGUACAGAUCUAAGUAAAGUAAUCCAAAUACAAGUACAACAACCACCACAUGUUGAACAAAAAUUCAUCACUGAAACAGUGAUAAAAGGUCAAACAGCAAUAUUACAAUGUCGUAGUGAUGGUGAUCCAAUCCUGAUGGCUGAAUGGAAACGUGAUAUGCAAUCGAUUCAAUUACCACAGCAACAAUCAAAUCAACAUUAUGUGAUAAAAGAAGAUCAAAGUCAAUCACGAACAUCAAUUAUAUCAUAUUUAGAAAUCCUAGAUACAAAUCGUCUUGAUUCAGCAUUAUUCACCUGUACAAUAUCGAAUCCUUACGGUACAGAUAUCUGCAAUAUUCAACUUAUUGUACAAGAGGUACCGGAACCACCGCGUGAUGUAGCCGUAUCGGAAAUAACAAGCCGUUCGGUAAAGAUUAAAUGGAAACCAUCAUUUGCUGGUAAUAGUGCCAUCAUUGGUUUUAUUGUACAAUUUAAGGCCAAAUGUUUUCAUGAUCAUCUUCAUCAUCAUAAUCAUCAAUCGUCGAUUAAUAAUAAUAAUGAUAAUACAGUUAUAAUCGAUAAACGUACGAUUGAUGAUGUAACAUCUUCAGCAUCAGCAUCAGCAGCAGCAACAACGACAACCAAUAUAAAUGGGCAAACAUGGAAAGAAUUAUAUAUAAAUGAUGCCAAUUUACAAUCAUUUGUUCUACGUGAAUUAUAUCCAUGGUGUUCAUAUGAAUUACAGAUGAAAGCACAGAAUUCUAUUGGAAAAAGUGAUUCAAGUCAAAUUGUAACAUUUAAAACACAGGAAGAAAUGCCUGGUGGUCCACCUUUGGAUGUUAGUGUUGAACCAUUAUCAUCAAAUUCAUUGAAAAUGAAAUGGAGACCACCAGAUCAUUAUCUACAAUUUGGACAAAUUAAAGGCUAUUAUAUUGGAUAUCGAAUCAUAUCGAAUGAUGUUACAAGUAUUAGUAGUAGUACAAAUAGCCGCCGUGUUCAAUCAAUCGAUUCAUUGUCAAUGAAUGAACAAUAUGCAUAUAAAAAUGUUGAAGCAAAUCUAGUUGAAACAUCGAUGAAUAAUGGUGCAUAUGAAAUUGCUUAUCUAACAAAUCUAAAGAAACAUACGCUAUAUUCAAUUGUAGUGCAAGCAUUCAAUACGGCUGGCGCUGGUCCCCGAUCCGAUGAAAUUACAGUACGAACAUUGAAUAUUCAAAAAUCAAAUACAAUCGUUUUGGAAGUGUUGAAUACGGAUAUUGAUUCUAUAACGCUCCAUUGGGAAAUUGAUGACUAUUCAUCAUCAUCAUCAUCAUCAUCGACGUCAUCAUCCACAUUGGCCAAUGGAAAUGAUUUUAUAUUACACAUUAGUGAAGAAGGUUCGGCUGGUAAAUGGAUAGAAAAAAAAUUGCCUGGACAAUUACGACGUCACGUUGAAACGAAUUUAAAAUGUGGAACUAAAUAUCUUUUAUAUAUGACAUAUGUUUCAUCUCAACAACAACAACAACAGUCGACUGCUACAGGUGAAAUAAUUACUACGCGAACUAAAGGAACGGUUGCCAUUUCACCAUCGUUGGAUGAAUUCAUCGCUGUUAAUGAUACAGCCAUAACAAUGAAUCUAGAUUCCUGGCAUGAUGGUGGUUGUCCGAUACAGAAUUUUACAAUAAAAUAUCGACAACAUCGCCACAAACAUUGGAAAAAUAUUGGUACAAUACGUUAUGAUCCUCUACAUCAUCAUCAUCAUCAUCAACAACAACAACCACAUCGAUCAUCAACAUUUACGAUAAAUAAUUUGGAAUCGGAUCAGAUUUACAUUCUUUCAGUGAUUGCAGCAUCAACAGCAGGCAUGACUGAAGCUAUUUAUAAUUUCACUACAUCAAAUACAUCAUUAUCAUCAUCGACAAUGAUAUUUCGGUUAUCACCACCAGAUCUUGCGUCAUUUGAAUAUCAAGCGAAUGCUCCAUUUCAUAAUGUAACGAUAAUGUUGCCAAUAAUCAUAUCGGUUAUAGUAUUGGUUGCUGUAUUGACAACAUUGAUUGCAUUUAUGCGUAAACAAGAACUAUUACGUCAUGAACGUGAAUGUAUGACCCAACCUUCGCAGAAUCUUCACCUUCGAUCACCAUCAAUACGAUCGAAAGAUGAUCUAACAGCAGCAACGGAAAUGAUUGCAUAUCCAAUGGUCGAUUAUCAUACGCUUUGUUCAACACCCAAAAAUAAAGCUCAAGAAGCGGCUGUUGUAUCACAAACAACAACAGCAGCUAUACAGCAACCAUUUGAUGAUAUUUAUAAUUCAAAAUCUUCAAUGAUUCAUCAUCACCAUCAUCAUCAUCCAACAUCAACAUUGAUGCAUUAUUCACCAUCAAUCAAUUCGAAACAUACGAUUAUUUGUGGUGAAAAUAAUAAUAAUAAUAAUCCUCGUUCAACCACACAUGUAACAAUCAAUAAUGGUAUUGUUGGUGGUGGUAGUAUCGGUAAUCAUCAUAUCUAUGCUGAACCAAAUGGUGCUAUCAUUGGCCAUCAUCCAUUAUCAUCGUCUGGUUUGCCAUCCCAGCAGCAACAACCACCACCACAAUCAUCAUUAUCAUUAUCAUCAUCGACAUAUGCACAGCCUAGAUUAAUUAUGGCUGCAACCGAUAUGAUAUCCACGGCCACAAAUCACAAUCAACAACAACAGCAUGAUCCAUCAUCAUCAUUGUUGGAUCAAUCAUCAAUGAUAUCCACGGCCACAUUAAUCGUAUCACAACAAGGUCCCAAUAAUAAUAGCCAAUCAAUGAAUGACCAAUUUAAUUGUGCCUUACUCAAUCACAACAGCAAUAAUAAUAUAAACAAUACCCAUUUGUAAAUUUCAA
Dermatophagoides farinae (American house dust mite) is the source of this 5568-nucleotide messenger RNA. Its product is annotated as cell adhesion molecule Dscam1. Gene Ontology annotation, biological process: cell-cell adhesion. Lineage: Eukaryota; Metazoa; Arthropoda; Arachnida; Sarcoptiformes; Pyroglyphidae. Gene Ontology annotation, molecular function: protein binding. The record is from RefSeq and is a predicted model, not a curated record.